Messenger RNA from Hyalella azteca, 424 nucleotides. RefSeq names its product lipase 3-like. The record is from RefSeq and is a predicted model, not a curated record. Bases 44 to 412 code for a protein of 122 amino acids. NCBI's taxonomy places the organism in Eukaryota, Metazoa, Arthropoda, Malacostraca, Amphipoda, Hyalellidae. The transcript is spliced from 4 exons.
UUCAGCUGCCGAGGAAAGAACUUUCGUUGGCGACGAGGAAAUAAUGCCGGUUCACCUCGCAAACUUCUUCGAAGGUACAUCCGCCAGGAUGUUUUCUCACGGAGCACAACCAGCAGACAUUGAGUUACGUAAGUUUGACUUCGGAGAGGCGGAGAACCGGCGUCGCUACGGCCAUGUCACGCCCCCGGCAUACAACGUAUCCAGGAUACCUUGCCCCGUGGCGCUCUACUGGGCAGAAAAUGACCGUUUCAUAAAUGCCAAGGACGUCCGGAUGCUUGAGGAAACCGUACCAGGAUUCAAAAGGAGUUACCGCGUCAACAGCGAGUCUUUCGAUCAUGUGGACUUUAUUUUCUCUAAGAAAGCUAAGACUCUAGUUUACCAAGAUAUCGUUGAGCUCCUAAAUCAAUACUGAAGCAUGAGCUUU